UUAACCGAGGUCAGCUCAGCUAGCCAGGGCCUAAACUCCAGUUAGCACCUGUGGUUCAAGUCAAGCAACCUCCAUUAACUCUUCAAGCCAACGCGCCUCCAGUUGUCCAGAGAUCAUGGCUAGCUACCACAAACCCGACGAGAAGACUUUGCAGGCUCUGAAAGAYAUCGCUAACAAGCUGAGGAUCAACUCCAUCAAGGCGACAUGCGCCUCUAAUUCCGGCCACCCCACAUCAUGCUGCAGUGCAGCAGAGCUCAUGUCUGUGCUCUUCUUCCAAACCAUGCGCUACAAGGCAGAUGAUCCUCGUAACCAGUGCAAUGACCGCUUCGUGCUCUCAAAGGGUCAUGCAGCACCAGUCCUGUAUGCUGCCUGGGCAGAGGCAGGUUUUGUGAAGGAAUCUGAUCUUCUGAAUUUGCGCAAGAUUGACUGUGAACUGGAGGGGCACCCUACACCAAAACUGGAGUUUGUUGAUGUGGCUACAGGAUCUCUUGGACAGGGUCUCGGAGCGGCCUGUGGGAUGGCCUAUACUGGAAAAUACUUUGACAAAUCCAGUUAUCGUGUGUACUGCAUGAUGGGUGAUGGAGAGUGUUCAGAGGGGUCGGUCUGGGAGGCCAUGGCGUUUGCCUCCUACUACAAGCUGGACAACCUUGUGGCGAUCCUGGAUGUCAACCGGCUGGGUCAGAGUCAGGCUGCACCCCUGCAGCACGACAUGGAGACCUACCGCAAGCGCUGCGAAGCCUUUGGAUGGAACACGUAUGUUGUGGAUGGACAUGAYGUGGAGGAGCUGUGUAAAGCUUUCUGGCAGGCUCAGCAGGUCAAGGAUAAACCCACCUGUAUUGUUGCAAAGACAUUUAAGGGAAAAGCCCUCAAAAACAUUGAAGAUCAAGAUAACUGGCAUGGAAAGCCCAUUCCAAAGGAUAAACUGGACAGUAUCCUGAAGGACUUGCAGUCUCAGAUUCAGGUCCCCAAUAAGACUCUGUGCCCUCAGCUGCCCAACGACGACACAGCACCAGCUGAUCUCAGCCUCAUCUCGCUGCCUUCACCGCCAGCUUACAAGAUUGGAGAUAAGAUGGCAACACGGCGAGCAUAUGGUAUUGCACUGGCCAAAUUGGGCGAAGCAAGCAAGAGAGUGGUAGCUCUUGAUGGAGACACUAAAAACUCUACUUUUGCUGAACUCUUCAAGAAAGCCCACCCUGAACGCUUCAUUGAAUGUUUCAUCGCUGAACAGAAUAUGGUAGGAGUGGCCAUUGGCUGUGCCACACGUGACCGUACGGUUGCGUUUGCCAGCACAUUUGCCGCAUUCCUCUCCAGAGCCUAUGAUCAGAUCCGUAUGGGAGCCAUCUCCCAGACAAACGUCAACCUAGUUGGAUCUCACUGUGGCGUCUCCAUCGGUGAGGAUGGUCCAUCCCAGAUGGCACUCGAGGACUUGGCCAUGUUCCGAGCCAUCCCAACAUGUACAGUAUUUUAUCCUAGUGAUGCCGUGUCGACAGAGAGGGCUGUUGAACUGUCUGCGAACACAAAGGGAAUCUGUUUCAUUCGUACCAGUCGACCAGACACCGCGGUACUUUACCCUCCUGAGGAGAAGUUUGAAUUGGGUGUUGCUAAGGUGGUGCGUGAGUCUGACAGUGAUGUGGCGACUGUGAUUGGAGCUGGUGUAACUCUUCAUGAAGCCUUGGCUGCUUAUGAUAUUCUUAAAAGCGAAGGAAAGAACAUUUGUGUAAUUGAUCCAUUCACCAUCAAGCCUCUGGAUGCUGCCACCAUUUUGAGCCAUGCCAGAGCCACAGGAGGACAGAUCAUCACRGUAGAGGAUCACUACAAAGAGGGUGGUCUUGGUGAAGCAGUGCUGUCUGCAGUGGGAAGUGAGCCUGGAAUCGUUGUGACCCGCCUGGCAGUUUCUGGUGUUCCCCGCAGUGGCAAGCCCCAGGAGCUCCUGGACAUCUUUGGCAUCAGUGCCAAGCACAUCGUCACCGCUGUUCGCCAGACCUUUGCAAACUGAAGAGUGACGUUUUAUUUUUGUGCUUGGUUUACAACCAAAUGGUCCCCAUCUCAAGACCUGUUAGCCCCUCUGCUGCCAUCUUGUGGCUUUGAAUCUGCAGCUCACUAACCCUGCAUUGCUGCUUAUGUUGGAGUGCAGUGUGCCCGACUCAUGUACCUUCUGGUCAACAUUUCUCCAAUUGAAGUCCAGCUAGAUGCACAGAUUAAACAGUCACUGAAUAUAUUUCAAAAGGUUUUGGCAACAUUUCGAUCUGUUACCUGUCAGGUCAUAACUUCAGAGAUUCAAAGCAUCAUUCCGCUCAGAUUGACAACCAUUCCUCUUUUCCUAUAUCAGUCUCCAAAAAGCUCUUACUGUCCUGGAUCACAUCUGCAGUUUUUUAGUGACAGCCUUUUAAUGUCGAAGCUUUAGACAGAUGUUUUUUUAGUUUUCCACAGAAAUGACGGAAAACAAAACUUUCUGCAGUGGAGGUAUCAGUUUUACUGUCGAUGAUAACCAUGUCCUGUUACUGCUGUGAUCUGCUGAAUAAAAAAGAAAUGCUCUCUACC
Molecule: messenger RNA, 2541 nt
Organism: Austrofundulus limnaeus
Lineage: Eukaryota; Metazoa; Chordata; Actinopteri; Cyprinodontiformes; Rivulidae
Gene: tktb
Product: transketolase b
Exons: 14
Coding region: 116-1996 (626 amino acids)
Molecular function (GO): transketolase activity; thiamine pyrophosphate binding
Source: RefSeq, a predicted model, not a curated record